AUGGUCCUAGUACCCCCACUCAAUUUCGCCUUUGUGGCGGACGGAAUAUACCGGUCUGGUCAUCCCCUGCCCAUCAACUACCCGUUCCUCAACCAGCUGGAUCUCAAAUCGAUCAUCUACUUUGGCGACAGAGACAUUGGCGACAACCAGGACUACAUUGAGUGGGCCAAGAGCGAGGGAAUCACACUCCACUACUUCCAUGUGAACUCGGCCAAGGAGCCUUUUGUGGAAAACGACCCCGAGGCCAUCAGACAGGCUCUUCAGAUUCUGCUGGACAGACGCAACUUCCCCAUUCUGGUGCACUCCAACAAGGGCAAGCACAGAAUAGGCGUGCUGGUGGGCGUCAUGCGAAAGAUUCUGCAGGGCUGGUGUCUGGCGGGCAUCUUUGACGAGUAUUCAAGAUUCGCGGCGGGCAAGGGAGACUUGGAUGUCGAGUUUAUCGAGACAUUCGAGACGAAACUGCAGUUUGACUUGAAUUAUGCCCCAGAGUGGUUGGCUAUACAAUAA
This is a messenger RNA of Yarrowia lipolytica CLIB122, 507 nucleotides long. RefSeq lists its product as uncharacterized. The record is from RefSeq and is a predicted model, not a curated record. Gene Ontology annotation, molecular function: inositol diphosphate tetrakisphosphate diphosphatase activity; phosphatase activity. Gene Ontology annotation, cellular component: cytoplasm. NCBI's taxonomy places the organism in Eukaryota, Fungi, Ascomycota, Dipodascomycetes, Dipodascales.